UUGAUUUGACGUUUUAUCGAUUAUUUUAUUUGUCAAAUCUGAAUGUUUUUCAUAAAUGUGGUUUUUGAAAAAAUACGUAAUUAGUCAAAAAUGUCUUGUCAAAUUAAUGUGACAGCAAAUAUACCGGAUGUUCCUAAAAUACGAAGGUGUCUUUUUCCAACCGAUGACCUAAGAGGCUCUGAUAGCUGGUUGCAAUUAUGCGAAUUAUCAGUUUCCCCAACGGGUGAUGUAAUUGCAAUUGCAAAUGACCGUAGACUUGUUAUUUUAACUUCAAAGUGGGACAGCAGUACUUCACUAAGUCAAUUUCAAAUUACCUAUUCUGGCUCUGUACAUGAAAGUGAUAACAUUAAAUCUGUCAUUUGUGUUCCUGUUGUUAGCCAGACUAAAAGUUCACAUAUUGUACCUGAUUGGACCUGUGUUUUGCUAGGAUUUGAGUCAGGUUUUGUACGAUUUUAUACAGAAAACUGCGAACUUUUAUUAGAGGAACAACUUCAUAAUGAAGUCAUAACAAGUAUUAAAUGUAGGAGCCAACAUAAUCCGAGACCUGACAUUGCCCCUGAUUUACACCCAGAGGAGAUUUACAUACAGUAUCAAAGCACGGUUUGUGUCAUUCCAGGAAAUCAAUUAUUUCCGAUUUUAAGGGCUUGCAGAAGCGAUUUGGCUAAAGUACAAGCUAAAGGCGACAGCUUGGAGUUAACUCAGGGCAAUUUAGCCCCGAAAAAAUGGGGCUUUCAAGACCAAGCCACUAUAAAUGACAUUGCAGUAGUUGGGGUUAAUUUACAUGGGACUUUUGAUCACCUACUAACAGCGUCAACAUGUGGCGGCUUUGACUCAAAAUACCGCUCCCAAGCCCCCUACAACCACCUUGUCCUGGCCGCAGGCUCCCGCCCCUUUGUAGGUUUUCACUACGCCCUAGAAGGGUGUCCCCAGCCGGUCUUCAGCGAUGUGGCCAAAGCCGUGGCUACUAAAAUCAAAUCAGCACUACCGGGUUGGCUUACCGGCAAUAAGGCUUCACUGGAUAAACAAAUGACAGUUGCAAUGCAACCGACGGAAAAUAUGGGUUGCCGUUUCGGCCUCUGCGAUUUGCGAAGGACUUCCACGAGUAUUGUUUUAUCACCUGAUCAUAAAUUAGCAGCUGUGUCGGAUGCUUUGGGACGGGUUAUUUUGUUGGAUGCGUUUCGAGGGGUCACUUUGAGGAUUUUCAAGGGAUACAGGGAGGCUCAGUGUUCGUUUAUUCAAGUCCCGGAUGAAAGACACUCGAAACAUCGGAUCGGAAAUAAAGUCGCAUUGUUUCUAGUGAUUUACUCGCCAAAGAAAGGUACUGUGGAGAUUUUCACGGUGCAACAGGGACAAAAAAUUUCGACUUUUACGGCUUCGAAGUUUAGUCGUCUCGUUUAUAAUAAUUACGGUCUGAUGGGUUUUACUACAACGUCAAAAUCGCGGUUCGUUUGUCUGUUUGAUACAGUUUUAAUUGAUAACGAUGGUCAAAUUAAGGAAAUUUUAAUACCGUUUCAUUUCGCCUUAAGUGAGAAAAAUAAUAAAAGGGCUCGUGAUAUCCACUUGUUUAAAAAGUUGAAACAGUUUUUAAAACAUAGUGAUUGUGAUAAGGAGACGCUCGAAGCCGAAACUUUAAAAAUUUGCACAGAAAUCAAAACGGUCGAGUUGAAACUACAAACUUUAGAAUUGCUACAAAGUGAUAACAAUCUUCCUGCUGAGGUUAUUUUAAAAUGUGUUCAAUUGUUCUUAGAUAAUCCCGAACCGGAAACGGAUAAUUUACGAAUUGUUGCGGAAAAUGUGCGUGUUUUGUUAGAUUUUUACCUGUUUGUGAAACGUCAAGACUUGGAUGUAAAAAACGGAAAUUCGGAAAAAAACGUUGAAACGAGAAUCAAUCUAGAGACUAAACAAUUAGGCAAUUUGCAAAAACUCCUAGAUUUAAGCACUCUAAAUGAGCAAAAACGUGAGCUGAGAGUCGAGUUUAAACAAACCGAUGAAUUAUCACCAGCUGAGUUUUUAUCAGCGUUUGAUCUAAAUACUAUGGGUGUUAAAUCCGAUAUUGAUGACCGAUUAUUGUUCCACAUAUCGGAUUUAAUUUUUGGGAAAUAUCUCCAAAAUCCGUAUUUUGAGGGGUUGUUGGAACAACUACAGAGUUGCAAAAUCCCAUCUCAGGAUUUGUUCCAGUUGUUGAUUUAUUUUUGGGUGAAUCGGCCUCUUGUUAAUAAUAAAAAUCUGGAAAAUGAGAUGAACAACAUGUUUCUCCUGGUGGAGACUUUGGUCAAAACAGCCAAAUGUGAGGAAAUCUUAGCUGAGUACAACUCGACGUCGGUUUUUUGGGGCAAAGUGAGGGAGAUUUUAGCCAAUUCGUCAAAGCCGUUCCGGGCCCUUACCGCGUCAAUUGUUUGUAAAUUAGUUUCGGGUCAAAUGGAGGCGAGUACUGAUGAUGAGAAUAUCGAAAUUUUGUCACAGGAGAGUAUAGAGUGGACUUUACUGAUUGGAAAACUGGAAGAUGUGUCACUUUUGAACAUAAUUUUAUCAAACAAACCAGUCGCAAAAUUCGCCACUUUGCCCAAGCUCAAAGAAGAUCAUAUCGAGAUUAGUCUUAAAUACAUCCUARAGAAGGGCAAAGGCUCGGUUAGUGAGCUUGUGGCCCGCUGGUUGACUCUCUGUGGAGUCGAUCCUGAAAAUAUCGUUCUCAAUGAUAUUCUACUUAAAAAAAAUCAAGACAAUAAUUCAAAUACCUCAUCUGACAAUGACGAUGAUGACGAACUGCCCGAACAGGAUAUAAUGCCUCACAAAAUCGAGGAAGUCCAAUCAGAGCAAGUUUUCGAGCAUUUGAAUUUACUAAAAUCGCAAUUUCCAUACAGUUUGGAGGCUAAUAUAAUCCUGACGAACAUGUGUUGGGAGUAUGCCCUAGCUUGGCAAAAAAACAUCGAAGAUUUAGGGAACCUAGAAGCUUGUAUUAAAUGCCUGACACACAUCACUAGCCCCCAUAUCCGUGAAGGCCUCUUCAACCUAGUCUGGAACACGCAUUUGAAGAUCAUCUUCGAAAGCGCCUCAAAACUGAUUAACAAAGUCGGUAAAUUACCCAAAGAGCGGUUGUGUAAGCAAGACACCGGACUGUCCGAUUACCAAGUUGCGAUUUUUUUGGGGAUUACCACGAAUUUCUUGGAUAGUUACAUGGAUGCAGUUCAACAGAGUCACGGAUCGGUUAAACCGAUUCUGAAUUUUGAAGCGAUUUGGGAAAAUGGGCCGCAACCUCUCGUCGAAUUGGCCCUCCAGCAAAAUUCAAUAAAUUACGAUUUGUUGCAUCUGCACUACCAGUUGAGUCUGACAUUACAGAUGAUCACCGCAUUUUCGAUCAAACACUCGAAACCGCUGAAUAAUUUGUUCGAGAGUUACAUGAUUGGGAUGUUUUUCGUCGAUUUUCAAACUAAAGCUCAGAUCAAUUGGAGUUACACUGACCCUAAAGUUCAAAUUUCCCGAACUCAGUUCUUGUUCAAAGUAAUUUCUUCGAGCUUAGAGAGUGUGACUAUCAAUGAGAGUAAAAUCUACGCCGCGGAUCAUAUUAGGUGGAUGUCCAAAUGUCUCGAAAUUGCCAAGUUAUGGAAUCUGGAUUUAGACGCGUUGAGACGGUUUGAACUCGUUCAGAUUUAUACAAAUGGUCUGGAUAAUUUCGGGGAUGAGGUGUUUAGAGGGAUUGAAGAGAAAAGUAAGUUAGGUCCGGAAUUACUAGCUAUAGCUGGGAAAAGACUGUCACAAUUUUUGACCACUUCGCCGAAUUUGUGUCAGAAUGUUACAGCGUUGAGUACUGUGGUUACGCGAUAUAUGGAUCAAUUGAAUGGCGAUUGGUGUGCGCCAAGCGGUUUAGAUGGUAUCGAGAAUUUAGCCAAUCGUAGUCUUUCAUGUGUAGACGAGACUCAACACGAGUAUAAAAUAGCUGAGUUGUUACUAGAUGGCUGUAAGACGUUACAAAGUAUUUAUAAAAGCAAUUAGGUUUUUUAUUGGUCUUUUUAAUUUUAUGUGAGUUAUAUUGUUAAAAAAUCUAUUUAUAUACGGAUGCAAUUGUGAAUUAACAAUAAACAAUUUGAA
Molecule: messenger RNA, 4086 nt
Organism: Tribolium madens (black flour beetle)
Lineage: Eukaryota; Metazoa; Arthropoda; Insecta; Coleoptera; Tenebrionidae
Gene: Rab3-GAP
Product: rab3 GTPase-activating protein non-catalytic subunit
Exons: 6
Coding region: 91-3990 (1299 amino acids)
Biological process (GO): regulation of GTPase activity
Molecular function (GO): protein binding
Source: RefSeq, a predicted model, not a curated record